Anopheles funestus (African malaria mosquito) is the source of this 4055-nucleotide messenger RNA. It is a transcript of the gene pcs, whose product is annotated as SH3 domain-binding protein 5 homolog. Lineage: Eukaryota; Metazoa; Arthropoda; Insecta; Diptera; Culicidae. The record is from RefSeq and is a predicted model, not a curated record. Gene Ontology annotation, biological process: negative regulation of protein tyrosine kinase activity; intracellular signal transduction. Gene Ontology annotation, molecular function: protein kinase inhibitor activity. The transcript has 6 exons. Gene Ontology annotation, cellular component: cytoplasm. Bases 689 to 2287 code for a protein of 532 amino acids.
UUCGCGUCUAGUAUUAGUGUUAUUGUUUAAGUUUUAUAUUGAAUUAUUGCGCUAAUAAAGCGUUGCAAACAACAGCCCCGAAAGCCCAUCAUUUGAUGUUUGUUUGUUGUUCCAUGGGUGUAGCCGUGCUUGUGUGCAUUUGUGCGUAAUAACAUUGCUAUUGCCGUCUGUGCACUUCCUUGUUGUUCAGAGGAAAAAUAUUGUGUUGUGUUUCUUUUUUCCUUCCUUUGCUUCAUUUCUGGUGACUGUCUGAUAACGAUUGAUGAUUUGUCUCGCUAUCUGGGAAAGUGUGCCCGUGUGUCCGCACUAGCAUCCCUGCUGAGAAGAUCGGCUUAUAAUAGCAAAACAGCACAACCGUAAGAAGAAGAAAAGUGUUUACACGUGCCCAACGUUCGUCACCGCGAGAAGAGGUCACCUCAGCAAAAAAAAGGAAAUAAUUAAGGUGUCCUCCACUCGUCGUUCGCUGUUCUCGUUGUGCGGUGCCCUUGUCUGUUUGCUGUUCAUCCCUUCGCAGCAUCAGAAAAGCAAGCGUUGUGAAAAUUACACCGCUGUUUGUGUUUGUUGUGUAUGUGUGCGAAAAAGAAAAAUUACGCACACAGCAUCGCAUUGUUGCGGUCGCAGCUAGCAAAUUACUAAAAUUGUUAAACAAAUUAAAGUAUCAAAGUGAACACGGAAUAUCAUCAUCACCAUGGCUACGUCCAACAAGGAGAUGGAAGAGACGGAAGAUAACACUGAACUCGAUCCAAGGAUCCAGAUCGAGCUCGAGAAUCUCAACACGGCAACGGAUGAUAUUAACAAGCUCGAGAUUGAAUUAGAGGAAGCCAACUCCACGUUUCGGAUACUGAUGAACGAAUCGACCCGCCGGCUGAAGCUGUCUUCGAAAAAGCUCGGCAGCUGCAUUGAGAAAGCCCGCCCGUACUAUGAAGCGCUCGAGAAGGCGAAGGUAGCCCAGCUGGAAUGUCAGGCGGCCACGCUAAAGUAUCAGCGAGCGAACGAGAUCCAUGCGGCGGCGAAGGAGACGGUAGCGUUGGCAGAACAGCGCUUCAUGAGCAACUCGCACGAAUGGCAGUUCGAUAAUGCCUGGCAGGAGAUGUUAAACCACGCUACGAUUAAGGUUAUGGAUGCAGAGAAACAAAAGGCUGAAAGUGGUGCUGAACAUCAAAAGAAGGCAAAGGUGUUUGAAGAGGCAGAAAAGAAAGUACAACAACUAGAGGAACGCUACCGAAGAAGUAUACAAAAGUCGCGCCCUUACUUCGACGAGAAGCAACUCUGCCAGGAACAGCUGGAAGCACAGAAGGGUCGCAUACAGCAGCUCGAACAACAAAUCCAAGCGGCCAAGAGCGCCUACAGUACGGCACUCCGGAAUUUGGAAAAGAUUAGCGAAGAAAUCCACGAACAGCGUGGUGAUCUUAGCCAGGCCGCACCAUCCGGUCCCCGGGAGCCAGGUGUCGGGGCAGAGCUAGCCAACAUUUUGCCCACCACAACCAAGCCCGCACCGUGCAAGGAUCGUUUCCCGUACAGCAGCACCAUGCCGGACAUAUCGAGCGAGCUGGACAAGUGUGAGAUCCGUUCGGUUGGCAGUGCGUCGGUCGCUACCAGUUCGGCCGUAAGCGAAAAGGAUCCAUCGGAAGAGGACGAUUACUCCGGCAUAACGCUACACGACGAUGAAGACCCGUCUUCGGCUGUGCACGAUGACGAUCUGCAUCUGGAGCUGUUGCGGCAGAAGGUGCGCACGUUGGCGGUACGGCCGGUCGAGGGUGGUGACGGUCAGCAACAGGAGCAGGACGUGUGGGAACACGAGCUAAAUGCCACGGUCGACAAGCUGGACCAUCUGAUGAUGUUGCGUGAGUGUUCGCGUAGCAGCACCUUGAGCGGAUCGGGUGUCACCGGUGCGGGUUCUGCGUCCGCUGAGAACUGCGCCACGUUCCGUAGUCUACCAAGUACACCGAAACACCAGCAGCAGCAGCAGCAGCAAUACCAGCAUUACCACCAUCUUCACCCGCAACAACAACAGCCGUCGAUUGGACGCGGUGUAUCCCUUUCACCGGUAGAUUCACCCGCACACGAACAGCACACGAUCAAAAUGUUCAAAAAGCUCGAUCCCCUACCAUUGGCCAACGUUUCAAUGUACGCGCUUCCAACGUAUCUUAGUGCGGCCACGAAUGGUAGUCAUCAGAACGGGAACAGUCUGCUCACUCCAAUCUCUGCCACCUCGCCGGGCGAUAGUAUGUGCGACCAGAGCGAGGCUGGACUGAGCACGAAGCUAAAGCGUAAGAUGUCCAUGUAAAUUCCUUGCCCUGAGUGAGUGGUUGAUUGGUGUGGACUAGCAAUAGUAUUAGGUUGUAGCGUUUAGUCUUAUUAAGACCGGGGGAGGCCAUACCGUGGCCUUUCGCUUUUCUUCCCUCCAUGAUGGGGUGCAGUUCGAUUAGAUUUUAUUUCUAUUCUUUUCAUUUAUCAUUUAAAGUUCGGCAUAGUAUUAAGUACAGAGAACAUAUAUAUAUGAUGAAAAAGAAGGAAUAAACCGAUCUAACGAUUUACCUAGAAAGCGAGCUUGAGCUAUGUCUCCUGCUUAUAUGUUAGAGUUAUAAAGAUUUAGUAGAAGAAGAAAGGUAGAUGCUAAAGUUUUAACGUUUUAAAAUGAUUCACCGGAACAGAAGUAAUAGAGGAUAUAAAUGCAUAGUAAGCAAGCGAAACGUAACCGCGUACCGAUCGGAUCUUCCUUCCCCGAGAUAGCACCUAGAUAUGUUAUGAAAUUCGCGUUUUAAAACAGGUACAGCAGAAAAGAAAAUGGGUGCAAAAAAAACAACAGAACAAAACAAAAUGAACAACACCGUUCGGCUUGAUGUGUCUUGGUCAAAGUGAGUGUGGCAGGGAAAAUAUUCUUAAUGGUGUCAACAAAAUGAUUUCUCGUAAUGAACCAACAUUUGGAAAAUGUCAAAUUUUAUUUACCAUAAUCCUUGCGUUUUGCUAGAAAAAUGUUCCAAACACAAAACAAAAUUAAGACAUUUCAUUUAAUUAAGUUGGAUCAUUUUUUGUUUCUUUCUGUACUCAUUUCCCUUUGGCCAGGAUGUAGACAAACAUCCUUUAAGAGGUGUUUAUUGUUAUAAACACGUAAAAUUGUGUAAAAGAACAAACAUAUGCAUACAUUAUAUUACAUACAACACACACACACACACUGUGAUUAGAAGAAUGCCGGUACAGAUUAGUGAAGCGAACGGAAUAGCAAAAUCAAUUAAGGAAGUUAUACAUAACACACGUUUAUUCGGAGCACUGUAGCAGCUAGACAAAAGACACGUUUAAUUUACCGUGGUUUAAAAUCCCUCCUGGCUAGGGUUCAUGAUACGUGUGAGGGAUGCAUUUGAAGUUUUGCUUACUGAUGGUAGUAAUGGAAAUUGAUCGUCUCUUUUGUACAUCUGUAGACAAGUUUGUUGUGCACAAUCACCUCGUGUUGUAUAAUUUAUUAAAAUGUUUUUAUCCUUUUUUAUCCCAAUACACUUAUCGGAAGAUGCAUUUAAUAUUGUGCAUUUUGUUGAUGUUUCAAUUUUAAACAUUGUUUAAUAAUGAUAAUAAUACUAAUAAUAAUAAUAGUAAUAAUAGCAUUCUACCCUUUUUGAAAUGGGACAUACUACCGGACAAAGUAAACUAACAAUGCAUCCCUCUCCAUCAAGCAUCAGUCGGGUUUUUCUUUCUUUCGUGUUUUGCUAUUCUCGAGCACUUAUUGCAAAUCUAUAGGCGUUAUCAAGUGGAUUAAUAGCCCGCAAAUAAGCAAGGCAACUACAAGCAACUACACCUAGCCAGACAGAUUGUGGACCCCGGUACUACAGUGCGCUCCAGCCGCAAAACAAUGGAUGAUCAUUUUAAGCUAUUAUAGUUAGAGUUUAGCGUACGAAAAGCGAAAGAGCGUCUUAAACAGUAGAAAAAAGUGCGCGCGUGAUUACUAAAAACCUCUAAAAUUUAACAAACUAUUCAGUUCUCUCCCCUCUACUGCAUAAGUAAGAUAACGGAGCGAAGAUCUGUUAUGGAAGAAAAGGAAUAAAAAAUCAAAACAAAACAAA